Didymodactylos carnosus is the source of this 945-nucleotide messenger RNA. The record is from the annotation of a GenBank genome assembly. Lineage: Eukaryota; Metazoa; Rotifera; Eurotatoria; Philodinida; Philodinidae.
AUGAAUGACGAAGAGUUUUUCGACCUUUCAGCCUUGCCAGAUGAUAUUUCUUUAUUGAAAGGAGCAGAUUUUUUUAGUUUAGUCGAAAACUUACUUGGUGAACUUUACAAAAAUAUUCUGAAAGUACAAAACAUCGACUCCGUUUUUUUAUUCCUUAACAUAAAUAAUAUUUUUGAAAUAUUCGAUUACGAUCCACCAGACUUAAUAGAUUUAAAAUCCAAAUGUUAUUUACAAAAUCCAAAUGGUGAUACGUUAUUGAAACCAGGUAUUCAGAGAGGAUUUGAAUGUUUAACAAAAUUGUUUAGAAAGAAAUUUGAACAUGUACAAACACAAGAUACAACAAAUUCUGAUAUAUCACCGCAUUCACUGACCGAUAUAAUUGAAUCACAUCCUAUCCUUCAAUCGCUCGUUCGUUUCUAUCAAUCUCAGAAUGGUGAUCAGGCAGAAACACAAUUUUUGUCAUCAUUAAUCAACAACGUUACAAAUAAUUUGUCAAAUUAUUCGUCAAAAAGUCGAUAUCGAUACAACGAUUUUAUUAAGAAUUUUAGUUUAUGUUUAUACGUAUUAGAUGGUAAGCCCGCAUAUGAAUUUGUACGUCAAAAUCUGCCGAGUGCUAUUCCUACAUUAACGACUAUGCAAACAAUGAUAACUUCGAAUGAAAAUAGUAUUGUAGAAGGAAAUUUUAGAUUUCAACAAUUACAAAAGUUCUUACAACCGUAUCAUCAAAAAUUUGUUUUUGCAGUCGGGGACUACACGGGUGUUGUCCGUAAAUUGAACUAUUGUGCAAAAACCAAUAGUUUUAUUGAUUUUGCAAGUCCUUUAUUAAAUGGUACACCGAUUCCUUCAUAUUUUCAGACAGAUGAUUUUGAUCAAUUACAAACAUGGUUUACAUUAACAGAAAAAGCUAAUUUAUUAAAUAUUCAUAGGGUGCAACCGGUUCCUUAA